Penicillium maclennaniae is the source of this 354-nucleotide messenger RNA. RefSeq lists its product as uncharacterized. The coding region runs from base 1 to 354 and encodes 117 amino acids. The transcript is spliced from 2 exons. NCBI's taxonomy places the organism in Eukaryota, Fungi, Ascomycota, Eurotiomycetes, Eurotiales, Aspergillaceae. The record is from RefSeq and is a predicted model, not a curated record.
AUGUCUAAGAGUUUCUUCCGUUUCGACAUGUUCAAGCGCCAGGACUCCUUCGACUCUCUGAAGUCGCCCAAGUCGCUCUCUUCCAAGCCCUCCUCGGCUGCCCCCUCAAGAUCCCACUCAAUCCGGAGUGAGCCUGUCGACAUUGCCGCUACACCAGUGACCGCAGCCCCCGUCCGCCCCAAGGCUUCCCGCAACUGGAGCUUCGGCCGUGUCCUUGACGAAGAAGAGAAGAAGCGCCGCCGCGACAGUCAGGAUGAGCAGGAUCGCCUUGCCUUUGCUGCUACUCGCAAGUACUCCAGCUGCCAGCGCCGUAGCCAGGGAGCUGGCGUUAACUUCCAGGGUGGCUGGCAAUGA